Molecule: messenger RNA, 548 nt
Organism: Trichomonas vaginalis G3
Lineage: Eukaryota; Parabasalia; Trichomonadida; Trichomonadidae
Exons: 1
Source: RefSeq, a predicted model, not a curated record
AUGUACAGAAUAGAUGUUUCAGAUUUUUAUGACUUCCAAGCGUUCAGAAAUAUGUGUCCAUUUCGAGACUAUAACAAAGCAGUCGAGAAUUUGAAACGUUUAGUCAUUUAUGUCGACUCUGCCCCAGAAUGUUAUGUUAUGAAAGAAUGGGAUGUAGUCUUUAACAAACCUAAAGCGACAAUAGUUUCAGAACAAGAAUGUAAACAGAAACUUAAGAAAAUAAAAGUCGUACAAGUUGGCAUGAAGAUGUUAGAUGCUUGGGAUAUCUUAUUGUCAAAGUUAGAAGAUUUUUCAGUUCGUGGUAUAAAGUUUUAUACACCUUCUCCAAACUUCUAUUCUAUCUUCACUGGAUAUAAAUACGAACAAGUAGAAUGGAAAGAAAAUGUUAUCGAAGCUUGGUUAGACCAUGUCAAAGAAAUUAUAUGCAAUGGAAACGAAAGAGUCUAUGAGUAUAUCUUAUGUUGGUUUGCAAACAUCUUACAACAUCCAAGUGCUAAGAAUGAAACUGCUCUCAUUAUAAUUGGAAAACAAGGAACAGGUAAGAACAC